AUGGAGAAUUUACCAUCGUCACAUAUUUCUACUAAUAUAUCCAAUCCAUCGCCAUCAUUAUUUAAUGAUAAUUCACCAUCAAACGAAUCUCGUCCUGUUGAAAAUCUAAAUUGGUAUGAUGAUGGUUCAAUUGAAACAUGUAUUCAUCAAACAUCAUUGCAAUCUCCAUCAAUUGAAUUACGUGAAAUAGAAAAUGAUGAAAUUUUACUUGAAGUUGAUCUUAAUGGCGUUGGUGAUGAGUUCUUUUUAUUUUCACCACGUAAUACAACAGAUGAUGAACCGUCAAGUUCAAUAAGCGAUGAUAAGCAUGAACAAGAAUUCGAACAAAUGAUACAUACAAAACAAAUGUCAAAACGUAUAUAUACAAAAGAAAAUAAAACAGAUGAUGAUGAUGAUUCGGCAUUAUUCGAUGAUUUUUAUUGUGCAUCAACAGUUGAAGCAUUUGGUUUUAAAACUAAUAAUAAUAAUAAUAAUAAUAAUAAUAAUUCAUCAAUGAUGAUAACAAAUUUAGAUGAUAUAUUAACUGAUGAUUAUGAUAUUGAUGAUGAUGAUGAACAAAAUCAUUUAAAAGAUACAUCAACUUAUUUAUUAAAUACAAAUUUUCGUCGUCCUAUUCAAGAAGAUAUUUUAUAUGAAGUUGAACAUGAAAAUAGUUUUUCAGAUAAUAGUCAACAUACAUCAUCAAUGAUUAUAGCUGAUGAUAACAACUCGAUGAAAAUUGAUCCAAAUUUGGAUUUUUUAACAUCAGCUGAAGAACCAAUCAAAACUGAUAUUAGCCAAUCAACAAUGAUUCAAACAACUUUACAAUCUCAUGAAAAUAAUUCUUUACCAAAACAAACAACAACAAUUGAAUAUAUUACAUCACCAAGUUAUAUUUUACCACCAAUUUAUACAACAACAGAAAAAUCUUCAUCACUUCAUAUUGAUACAUCUAAUGAUACAAAUUCUUACAAAUGGGAAUCAUCAAAUUAUCAAUAUCCAAAUUUAUCCCUGUCAUCAAGUCCAUCAUCAUAUACAUCAAAAAUUCGUCAUCGUCAUUAUUCCGUUGGUUCUUACUAUGAUAAUAAAACAACAACAGUUACUUUACAUCCUAAUCAUACACUUUAUUUACUUGGUAGCGCACCUGUUAGUCCAUUAAAUCGAACAUCAACAACAACUUGUGAAUCACAUUAUCAUUUACAUCAUCAUAGUCCACUAUCAUAUGGAACUAUACCAUUAAAUACAUUCCGACGUGUAACUCCCUAUAUUGAAACUAAUACAACAUUAACAUCAAAUUCUGAGUAUCAACAAUCAUCAUCUUUAAAUAAAACUGAUCAUAAUCGAACAAUAAUUCAACCAAUGGAACAAACGACGAUACCGACUACUCAAACUGUAUCAACAUCAAUUAUACCUCAAUUGAUUUCUCCAUCAUCAUCAACACAUACAAGUUCAGUAACAUUUUCACAAUAUGAAGUACCAACUACUGUUCCAGAAACUAUUUUAACAUCACCUUCUCCUCCCCCUCCUCCUCAAUUUGAAGUCCCACUUGUACGUCCGAAAACAAGUCGCGGACGAGUACCUAUCCUUCCACCACCACCGCCGCCUCGUACAACAUUCAUAGAAAAAGAUCAAACACAAACUAUGAGUUUAGACAAUGAUAGUACAUCAACAGAUAAUGAUAAAACAACAACAAUAAAUGAUGAUUUAAAAUUUAUUCGUGGCACAAUUGAACGCGUUUUUGAGCAUCAUGGCGAAUCAACAACAAGCGAAUCAAGUACAUGUUAUGAAGAAAUAUCCGAUGAUAAUAAUAAUAAUGAUAAUGAAAAUGAUGAAUCAAUAUCAUUAUCAAAUAGUUCAAAAACAUUAUCAAAAAAAGAUAAUCAAUAUCCAUCUAUUGAAGCUAUACAACGUUUUUAUCAUAAUAAAACACCAUCGGAUUCUGAGAAAAAAACUUCUAAUAAACAAGUAACAAAUCUUGAUGAUACACCAAUUAGUAAUCAUUCAUCAACAUCAGAUAAAUUAUAUUCACGUUCAAAUCCUAUGAAUAGAAGAAAACCGAAUCUUUCAAAUUCAUCUGAUAAUGAACAAGCUACUUCAGAAGAAAUUGAUGAUACAUUAAAUGAUAUUGAGGAUGAUGAUUAUCAAGAUGAGAAGCUAAGACGUCAAACAAAAAACAGUAGUUCACAUACAAGUGGUGAAAAUUCACCAUUACAUUCAUUUAAUAAUCAAACAAAACAAAAGAAAACAUUACAAGAAACACAAACAUUUCAACGACAAGAACAAACUAUUCAAACAACUAAAAGUGCAUCAGGUUCUCAAACGACGAUUCAAUCAUAUGAAACAGCUCGUUCAAGUAUUCCACCAAUUGAUAUAGUUACACAAAUGGUUAUUGAACGAAAUGAUAGUAUUGAUGAUGGACAUAUAGGUGAAAUAUCAGGUGAUAUGAUUAUAUAUUAUGAUGAUAUUGAAAUAGUUGAACAUUCAUCAAAUAUAAGCACAACGGAAUCUGAUUCAAUAUCAUCAAUAAGUAAAUCUAAUCAUAAUUCUAAACCAAUUGAAUCAAUUCCACCACCAAUACCAGCACGUACAUUAAAACCAAGUCAUUUACUUGAUAAUCAACAACAAUUAUCAUCGACAACAAAAACUGAACCAAUUAAUUUAUCAACAUCAAAAAUAAAUCGAACAUACGAAUUAGAAAAAUCUACAAUACGUAAAAAAUUUGAUGUUAAUACAGUUAAUACAAUGCUUAAUAGUACGGAUUAUUUUAUUGGUCCAGCUAUAACACAUCGUCUUCCAUCAGCAAGACAUUUUGCUGGUAAAAUAAAUAAUGACGAUGCAACAUCACGUACUUCAACAAUAUCGAAUACAAAUAUUAUUCAUAAACCAUCAUCAACAACAACAAUGGCUAAAUCUCAAACAUUACCAUUACAAUCAAUUAAUACAAAUGGACAUUUAACAAAUAAUAUUCAAAAUACAUCAAUAAAAAAUUCUUUUUCAACACUACCUAUACGUGCUGUAUCAUCAGUUGAUACAAAUGAAAAACCUCGUUCAAUUAUAGCAGAUACAAAUGCAUUAGUUAAACAAAUACAAAAUUCUUUAAGUCGAAAUUCUUUACAUGAUACACAAAUUCAUUCACCAUUAUCAAUAUCAACAAAAGAUUUACGUACAUUUGUAUCAUCAUCAUAUUCACCAUCAGAUGAAAAUAUGAUGGAUGAUGAUGGAGUUAUUCAUGUACGACAACAAAAUUUAAAUACUAAUGAUGAUCAAUCAUUUAAAAGACAAGCUAGAUUAUCAAGAAGUUUUCAUAAUGUAUCAGAAUAUAAUAGUACUGAUCAGUAUCCAAAAAAUGAUAAUAAUUUUACGACACGUACACAACCAUCGAAAUCUGUUGAAAAUAAUCUUAAUAAAGUUAGUCAAAAUCAAGCAAGAAAUUCACAAAUUCUAUCGAAUUUUCCACCGGUUGUUUCAAGUACAUCAUUUUCAGCAUUACCACAUUCAGAAGAUAAUGCAAGAAUGUUGUCUAUGAAAUGGUAUACAGGACAAGUUAGUGAAAAUUCGGAAAUAUGUUAUAAUACGCCUCAUGCUGAUAAUGAUGAUCUUCUUUAUAAUUAUAUAAUAACACAUAGCAAUCGAGAAAUUCAAUUAUUACUUGCUCGUCUCCAAUCAACAAAUGACAUUCGUAUUCAUGCAGCACUUGAUGAUAUACGUUUACGUGUAGCACAAUUUGAUGCAUCAAAAUCUCCCGAAGAUCUACAUGUAUUUAUGCGUUAUCUUGAAUCACGUUUACGUGAUAUAAGUAAUAAGAAUCCAUCAUCAUCAUCAACAACAACAACAAGAACAACAGCAUCAAAUCAUAUGAAUGAGCAAAGACGAAUGUCAAAUGGUACAACAACAAGUGGAUAUCCUAUUCAACAACAGCCAGAUACAUUAUCAGUAAAAAGUCGAACAAGUUCGAUAGUAGCAGGUGCAGAUAAAGAAACUCCAUCACAAAGACAACUUGGUCGACAACAUCUUCGAUCAUCCGGUAGUAAAACAACAGGAGGAGGAACAAAUGGUCAUCAACUACCUCCUCCACGACGAGGAAGUCAAUCAAGUGCUAAUCAAGAAAAUCCUGCUGUAUUUGAUGAUAUGUUAAAUACGGUAUUAGGUUUACCAAAGAAAGGAGUGCCUACUCAAGCCCAAACAAGUUCUUCUUCUUCUCAAAACCGAGAAAAAACAACUCCUUUAUCUCAAACACAGAUAACUACAAAUACAACAACUGUUACUAAAAUUGGACAAGAUGUUGGUAAACGUUUAUUUGAGAGUGGUACUUAUAAAGAUCCUCGUUUAAUUUAUGAUGGUCCAAGAAAAAAUGAGAAAGAGGAACAACCUCUUGAAACAUCCGUGUGA
This is a messenger RNA of Rotaria sp. Silwood2, 4368 nucleotides long. The record is from the annotation of a GenBank genome assembly. NCBI's taxonomy places the organism in Eukaryota, Metazoa, Rotifera, Eurotatoria, Philodinida, Philodinidae.